This is a messenger RNA of Aspergillus fijiensis CBS 313.89, 368 nucleotides long. RefSeq lists its product as uncharacterized. Lineage: Eukaryota; Fungi; Ascomycota; Eurotiomycetes; Eurotiales; Aspergillaceae. Bases 55 to 267 code for a protein of 70 amino acids. The transcript has a single exon. The record is from RefSeq and is a predicted model, not a curated record.
AUUCUAUAUCUGCAUAAUGGGUCGCUUAUCGAGAUAGUCCUUUUAGUCCUUUCCAUGAUUUGCAACAGAAUCAUUCCUCUGUAUGCUCCAGACACCCUACACCUCUCCAUGACUACAGCUUACCCUGUCGGUGGGGCAAGGGGUCUGGACGUGGGCCUGUGCACUGCCCAAAUCCAUGGCUGCAAUUUGCAGACUCUAAUUAAAGCAGUUUUGGUGCCUGCUUGCCUAAAUUUCCAGCCACUGACGGCUCUCUCAUUCGCAGACUAGUGCACUCCCAGGUUCCCUCGUGUCCAUAAUUGGUGAGGCUGACUCCAUUUUCAGGGUCUUGCCGAGCCUCAAUACGAGAUGGUGCUUGCUUUUGAACCCCC